AUGUCAGCUACCGCUCUUUUCAAAAGCACAGGACAAGGUGGACUAGAAGUAUCUAGCCUAUUCAACGUUGAGGGUUGGAUUGCCGUAGUCACUGGAGGCGGUACCGGUCUGGGCCUCGUGACCGCGACUGCUUUAGCGGAAAAUGGAGCUAAAGUUUACAUCACCGGAAGGAGAGCGGAACCAUUACUAGCUGCUGUUGAAGGCUAUGAGAAGCUCGGAAACAAGGGCAAGGGAAGUAUAGUAGCUAUCCAAGCGGAUGUCAGUACUAAAGAGGGUAUCAAAAAAUUCGCUGGGCAGAUCCAAGCUAAAGAGAAGUGGAUCAACGUACUCAUAAAUAACCACGGUGUAUCACUCGGAGCAACAGAUAUCAACGCAUGUGAGCAGACGCCCGAGGGGUUAUCCAAACAGAUGUUCGAGGGGGAGACUUUCGAGACUUGGCUCGAAACCUACAAGAUCAACACUGCUUCUUAUCACUUCACAACUUUCGGUUUCCUCCCACUGCUAGCGGCCGCCAAGACGGUCGGCGGUUUCCCAGAACCAGGGAACAUAGUCAACCUGUCAUCAAUGUCUGGUAUUACCAAGACUUCGCAGCGGGGUCAAUUCAACUACAACGCAGGAAAAGCUGCUACAAUUUCAUUGUCCCAUCAACAAGCUACAGAGUUCGCUAGAAGAGGUCUCGGCAUCAGAGUGAAUGUCGUCUGUCCGGGAUACUUCCCCUCUGGAAUGACUAUUAUCCCUCCUGAGAACAACACCGGCUCUGAAGCUCAUUACAACGAGUUCCGUCAACAAUGGGGAAUUCCAUUCGGUCGACCUGGUAAAGCAGUAGAUUACGCUCAAUGCAUCUUCGGCCUUAUCACUAACCAAUAUGUCACCGGAGCUGAGGUCGUGAUUGAUGGGGGAUGGCUGUUAGAGUCCGGUAAGUCAUUUCUGCUUCAUGUUAAUGUCAUUUCGUCCUGA
Molecule: messenger RNA, 957 nt
Organism: Kwoniella mangroviensis CBS 8507
Lineage: Eukaryota; Fungi; Basidiomycota; Tremellomycetes; Tremellales; Cryptococcaceae
Exons: 9
Coding region: 1-957 (318 amino acids)
Molecular function (GO): oxidoreductase activity
Source: RefSeq, a predicted model, not a curated record